CAUCUAUGCCCUCUUAAAGACCUCAUGACACGUGGAAAAUAAAGUAAUAUACAUACACACAUUGAAAGUACACAUACAAAAUAGUCACUUGAAGUUGGUUUUAAUCAUUAUGAUAGAGAAAUUGAGUUUGUACGGCCUUUUAAAAGUGCGAUUUUUGCGAUCUGCUACCGACCUUCCUAUUAGUCAGUCACAUGACCUAUGACGUACACUCCGGAACGGCUCCUUGGUCAAGACACUAUCCCACCUGUCACUCACGACUAUCCUGACACCUGUCAACAACAUGGAUUCUGACAACUCCGAUUCAUCCUCGGAUCCUGACACAUUUUUCGAAGUGGCAGAGUCCGACCCAAUGCUGGAGGACAAUGUGAGGGGCGUUAUGCCCUAUAGAUACGAGCCAUACUUGGAUGAGUUGGAGCCACAGGGUUCUACGGAAAGUUCGGAUGGCGAGGCAGAAGGCGCUGUUGGUGGUGCUGCUGUGGCAGACGGUCGGAUGCCUAUGGAUUUUGGCAGACUACAGCACGUGGAAUGGUGUUCUUGUGGGAGAUGUGAGCCAAUGCCACUGGUAGUGGAGUCGGUGUGCUGCCGCGAACAGUCAAGAGUGUGCGAGAGGAGAGAGGAGGAGGGAGCAGACACCCGCUGCAUCACAGAACAUUCUGGCUUUGAGCCAGUUUGUCUGAAUCUGCAUGUUCUGCGCACCGCACAUUUCCACUAUCGGCAAGAAUACGGGGAUGUAGAGGGAAACGAGUGGAAGAGGUACACUGGAUACAGACAGUUUGUGCGAUGGUGCUACGAGUACCUGGGAAGACAUGUCAGGGUCCCCAUACCUUCCUGUGUGGUGUGGUGUAUCCGGAGAACUUUUCCCUCCAUUGAUUACAGGGGGUUCCAGGACACCAACAGCCCGUGAUGAUACAUGUAUGCUGUUAACUUGUUAAUUUUGUUUUUUUAGUUUAAAUACAUGAGUUUGUAAAUACAUGAAAAUGAAUGUCAAUACAUGAUACCUCUGGCUUCACAUGAAUGUGUCUUCAUUUUUACAACUUACAACAGCUUACAACAAAUAGGCCUAGCAAAUCAAUUUACACCUUCACCAUGGAAGGGUAGCUGAUAUUUUUGAUCAUACGGUGUCUAAGAUGUGCUGUACUUCAGGGACAAUGCAAUACAAGCCCACAUGGAUAAGGGGGAAAACUGUAGCAACACAGACAUACUACACACCCUGUAAUGACACUUUUCAGAACACCAAGGUGAGGAUGGAGCAGGAGGUUCCCAACACAGUAAAUCAAAGCACUCACGGCAAAGAUGAAAUUAAGUUUGUGUUUAUUCCAUUCAGUCCGGUUCUCAUGUGUACAUUUAGGUGUUAUUUGUAAUGCUAAAGCGGGUCAUAUGUGCAUUGACUGCUGCCCUCUUAUCCGGCUUUUCGAAUGAUGCAUUGAGUGGCUCUGUAACAGGGGACGGGUCUGGGAUGUCAAAGUCAUCACCGUUGUAGUCCUCACCUCGACACAUGGCCUCCACCAUCCGCAUCAGCUCUUCAGCAUAGCC
This is a messenger RNA of Eleginops maclovinus (Patagonian blennie), 1533 nucleotides long. RefSeq lists its product as uncharacterized. The transcript has 3 exons. The record is from RefSeq and is a predicted model, not a curated record. Lineage: Eukaryota; Metazoa; Chordata; Actinopteri; Perciformes; Eleginopidae. Bases 281 to 904 code for a protein of 207 amino acids.